Messenger RNA from Penicillium cinerascens, 2454 nucleotides. RefSeq names its product SAM and PH domain-containing protein. Gene Ontology annotation, molecular function: protein binding. The record is from RefSeq and is a predicted model, not a curated record. Lineage: Eukaryota; Fungi; Ascomycota; Eurotiomycetes; Eurotiales; Aspergillaceae. The transcript has 3 exons. The coding region runs from base 1 to 2454 and encodes 817 amino acids.
AUGGAUUACCGUUAUGGAUAUGACAUGAACUAUGUGAUGGUGCCCCAGAAACAGGAGACAUUGCCACUCUUCCCACCAAGGACCGCGUUCUCCAGGCCUUCGUCCGAAGCAACCGAAAUCUUCGAAGAUGAGGAUAAAUAUUCUGCGAGCUACGAUGAAUCUCCCAUGCGCAGUGUCGCUUCUCUGGAAACCGGAAGUGUCUCUACCAUGUCUACCCCGGAUAAUGUCACCACCCCAGACUCAACUGGCUUGACAGCUUUCGAUUUCCAUAUUGAAGAUAAGGAAAUUUCUGGUCCCUCGGGCCCCAGUCUGUUCAGGCCAGCCAUUGCCUCGAGUUGCAAGCUAGGCACCGAGACAGACAGACUUUACUCAGAGACACCCGUUAGUGCGACUGGCCCUUUCCACCACAGAGCUUCUAAGCUCGAUCCCCUCAGGAGAGAUACUCCGGUACCAAAUCGUACAAACGCGGAGACUCCUCAACCAUCAUACGUUUUAUAUGCCGAGCGGGCCUCGGUAGCAGACUCGAUCACUGCCCAAGACUGGUCUCCAACGGAGGUUGUUCAGUGGAUGCGAAACCUUGGCUUCGAAGACGACAUUGUUCAGAAGUUUUUCUACAAUGAUAUUUCCGGCUCCAUUCUUCUUGGGCUUCAAUCUGAAGAUCUCAAGGAGCUCGAUAUCAUGUCAUUCGGAAAAAGGCAUCGAGUGAUGAGCUCUAUUCAAAGUCUUCGCAGCAGCACAUCUCUUAGCAGUACUGCUCCAAGCUCCUCACAAAAUUCCAGUGUGAGCAACGACGUAUCGUCAACACAGCGCACAUCGACUGUCAGAUCAAGUAGCAGCUACCAGUCGUGCUCUACGACUGACGAAGACACCUCGAGCAGGAGACCUAGACGUGGUCGUCAAAAUUCCAGCCCUGAUGUAAUCAGAAAGGGUGAUAUCGGCCCAGGUGAUUCAGUUUCUAUUGUUGCGAUCGAGCAGCUUCUUCCAAAAAUGCAUCAUUGUUCGAAGGGCGAGAAUUGCCGCAAGUGGCAAAAGCAGCAGGCCAAGAUUGCUAGCAUGGUCAAUGGCUUACCGAUCGACUCAUUUGGGAGGCGAGCCAUCGUUACUGGAGACCCAGGUAACCCCAAGACUGCGCCUAAUCUCCUCAAGUCUCCCACCAAGUCAGAUGCCACCCCUUCCCUUGUUGCAUCUUCUGAUGCAAUGGGUCCUGGGCAAACACCCGCUUUCCAGUUGUCACGCGAGAGACUGAAGGAGGUUGAGUCUCAGAACCCCCAGCAAAAUGUACUUCAAUUUUUGAAAUUGCAAAACCAGGGCCUGUCGAAAUUGCAAACUGCAAAUAACCCUGCUACCCCACCAGGAGAGCACCUUGCUUCCCCUGAUUCAGGAUCUCCAGACUCGGCCAAAAUCACACCUACACUGGCUGAGAAAAUCGGCCAGCUCCCCAGGCUGGAGAUUCCGUGCAUAUAUGACCCUGCGGACUCGGCCGUUUCUGGAGCUAUGUCGGCCCAAAAAACCGUCACCCCUUCCAUACUCUUUAAGAGAGGCCAAAUACACGCAUAUGACACGACCGCCAUCCCCGGUGGCCAGCGGUUGGGUCUUGGUGACACGACGAUCUCUCCAGGGGAUUUCUAUCGCCUCGAUCCGAGCUAUAGAAUUGAGACUGAGACCCCAUUUUCUGAAACUGACGCUCCAAUAACUGCAAUCCCAAUCGGUCCCGUGGCACGAGAGGAAUCGCAGUCAGUACCUCCGAACAUGCGAUUCGGCAACAACCGAUUCGUUAUGGCAGAACCAGUUAUUCGCCCAUCAUCUACAAAGGCGGAUAAUCACCGACGGUAUCCGUCAAUCCAGGCUGUCUCUACCAUGGGUCCGUUGAAGGAGGGUCAGACCUUGAGUCCCAUCGAAACUCCAGACGACCUGCGCAAAACACCCCGUGCACCCCAUUGUCGCAGUAACAACCUGUUCACUACGGACCCGAACGAGCAGGAUAAUGUGAAACACAAGGGCUGGAUGAGAAAGCGCAAGACCAACAAAUUCUUCAUUCCGGAGUGGCAUCCAGCUUUCUACAAGCUCGAAGGCACUGAGCUCACCGAGCACCGAAAUGAACAGGAGGACACCCCCCUUGACUACAUUGAUGUUGACGACUAUGCGGUUGCCUGUUCUUCUCUUGCCUCUACCUCGAAGCUGUCUGCAGCAUUCAAAAAGAGAAUUCUCAAGCGCAAAGACAAUGUCGCGCAAGAUUCAACUUUUGCCUUCUCGCUGGUACCCGCACCCGACCACAACAGCACUUCUGUUGACCGAAAAGUGCUGUUUUUGAACGGUCCUAAAUCACACCACUUCACCGUCGACACUCGUGAUGAGCGCAUCGACUGGAUGCGAGAGCUUAUGCUGGCCAGAGCUGUCAAGCGAGGCCGUGAAAGUGGUGCUGCUAUCAACGUCAAUGGAAACAACAUGAUUUGA